Aureobasidium musti is the source of this 1936-nucleotide messenger RNA. The record is from the annotation of a GenBank genome assembly. NCBI's taxonomy places the organism in Eukaryota, Fungi, Ascomycota, Dothideomycetes, Dothideales, Saccotheciaceae.
AAUGGGAAACUCGGUCUCCUCUUUCACAUCACCCUCGCUCGCUGAUGGACUUGUCUCCCGCGCCNNCGGGCCUGGCGCUGCAGGCCCAUUUUCUUCGGCUUUCGACGUCGGCGCCUCGGAUGCCAACUCUCUAGGCUUCGAAGCAACCAUGACAUACUUUGGCAACACGAUCCAGGCCAUAUAUACGGACACCGCCAGUAUUGUCAGCACCGUGACUUGUACCUCACAGGUCAGGUCAUAUGCGUUACUUCCUGGUACCAAUUCGGAUGGUGUUACAUCCACCAACUCUGACACUGCAUAUGGCAGUAUCUUGUGUCCGAUUCCAAACACUCAGAUAGGUGCCGGAGCCGUGACUCUGUCCAUCGAUGGUGGCAUCAAUGACCCAGCUACAUCAGCUAUAUAUGUCGGUCGCACAACAGCUACUGAGACCGGAGAUGCGACUACUACCACAAUUCUCGUGCCAGGUCCAACAACCUACCUAGCGACUGAGACGUCGACUACCUUUGGAAAGACUAUAACCGUACAAGCCACCAUAACUCUGUCCGGCCAGCCUGUGCUCAAAGCCAUUGCUACCCUCUUCACCAACGACGCUGUUGACCUCCACGAGACUCUCCUCCUCAAGCGGGGUCGUGUCAUCAUCUUCUCGUUCAUCAAGUUCGAAGCUGGAUUCACUGUCGAUAUCCAGCCGUUCAACAUCAACACCGAAUUCGGCAUCAAAGUCAUCGUCCAAAUCAACAAGCCAUACGACUCGACAAGGUCUAUCAGUACUAAAAGCUCGUCAAAGCUGUCAAGCUCGAAGAUGGUCACAAAGACAACCAGCAACAGAUCUGCAAGCUCGAGCAAAUCAUCCUCAGCCCUAUCGAAGAGCAAGGCCAGCAGCACACAGUCAAAGUCUAGCAGCUUCAUAGAAUCAACAAGCUCCCGGAUCACAUCCAAACACACAUCCUCAAAGAUCACGUUGGAGACCACAAGUUCCAAGGUUUCGUCUAAAGCGACUUCGUCUAGCAAGAGAAUCUCAUUACCCGUCUGCAGCACAGGCGCCGCCAUGAAGUCGCUAUCUAGCUAUCCCGCUGUUGCAAGUCAUCUUUGUCAAGAGAUCUUGGGCUCGAAACAAACUUUCCCAAGCUCCAUCUCAGUCUGGCCAGCGUCCCAGCUGUCCAGUGCCUGCUCAUGCUAUGGGAAAGCGACUGGGCCGUCACCCGGAAAGCUAGUAUCUCGUGGAGUAACCACUGACUCAGCAGCCAAUUCCACGGUUGCAGCCACCGCAGAUACGAGUUCGACCAUCAUAUCUUCCGGUGCUUCGAGUACAGAAACUCCAUCGACUGGAUCAUCCACACCCCUCUCAGAGAGUGAUCCGCUAUCUGCUAUUCACUUGUCUUUGUAUGGAUCACAAACGACUGAUUCAAGGGACGACGAUGUUGGGUUAUGGACCACCAACUAUCUACUCCGUGCCUACGACCACGUCACUGCAAACUCAACAUUCACAAUUGACCAACGCAUGUUGCCUACAACAUGCAUCCCCAACUCAGGUUCUACCGCAGUAAGCAUCGUAGCGCGAUCUUCGACCUGCAAAACCCUCGAACUCCACACUGCACUCUUGUGGGUGAUGAUGAAGAACCCUUUCGACUUCUGCGCCUACUACUUGACAGCGAACCGCAACCAAUCGCCCUUGCCAGAGAUGAGCGCCAGCACCCUCAAGGACACCUGCAAUUGUCUUGUAUCUCACAAGAGUGCACCACUGCCUGUGUUCAAAGUCGGGUCUUCGUACUCACCGAAGCCCAAAAAACAGUGCAAUCAGUCGAUUGCGUCGUUGAUCAGGGCAAAAUUCAAGGAGCCGCAGGCUUUCUGCAAGUACUAUACUAGUACGUCAAGGAGCAUUUCGCCAUUCUCAAUGCUCAAGCCCGGAGAUGUGUUUGCAGGAUGCAGUUGCCUCAGU